Molecule: messenger RNA, 1233 nt
Organism: Anolis sagrei ordinatus
Lineage: Eukaryota; Metazoa; Chordata; Lepidosauria; Squamata; Anolidae
Source: RefSeq, a predicted model, not a curated record
AUGAGUGCCAAUUCCAUCAGGAAGGAAGACCUCAGUGGUGAUGAGGAUGAUGCCCAAGGCCUCCCGAACCGAACACACCGCUGUGAUGCACUGCACCACAUCUUGGCCCUCUUCUCGGUGGUCCUGAUUUACCUGGUCAUGGGCGCCUUUGUCUUCCGCCAGCUGGAACACCCCCAUGAGGUCCACCAACAGAUGAAACUCCAAGCCCACCUGGACCAGUUCUUAAGGCUGCACCAGUGUGUCGCUCCUGAGGAGCUGGAGGAACUCAUCCAGCAAGUUGCCAAAGCCUUGGAAGCUGGCGUGAACCCGCUCAUCAACAGCACAAGAGGCAACAGCUCACACUGGGAUAUGAGCAGCGCCUUUUUCUUCGCUGGCACCGUCAUCACCACCAUCGGAUUUGGGAACAUUUCCCCCAAGACGGAUGCUGGCCGGGUCUUCUGUAUCUUCUAUGCUCUUGUGGGGAUCCCUCUGUUUGGGAUGCUGCUCGCGGGAGUCGGAGAUCUUUUGGGAUCCACUCUCUGGAACGCCAUUGGCAAAGUGGAAAACAUUUUUUUGAAGUGGCAGGUCAGCGCGACCAUCGUGAGAGUGCUCUCAGCCUUGCUCUUCAUCCUCAUCGGCUGCAUCUUCUUCGUCCUUUUGCCGACCACCAUUUUCCAGCACAUAGAAGGGUGGACCUUCCUGGAAAGCAUCUACUUCGUGGUCAUCACAUUGACCACAAUUGGUUUUUGUGAUUACGUCGCAGGUUACACCAAAAGCAGCAAGCACAUCUGGUACCAGGUGAUGGUGGUGGUCUGGAUUCUGCUGGGCUUGGCUUACUUUGCCUCCAUCCUCACCAUGAUCGGCAACUGGCUGCGGGUCUUGCACACGAAGGCAGGGAUAUAUAGGUUCCUUGGAGUGCUUUCGCUGCUGACAUUCUCUUUGGCCUUUGAGAAGAAAGCCUCUGAUUUUGCCUUCAAACCAUGUUGGGUCUCAUCUGGCCUUCUGGAAAGUUUGACACACCAGGUUCUGAACCCAUGGAUCUCGCAGAAACCAAACCCGUGGUUCUUGCAGAAGCUGAAAUCACAUAACACAAUGGUUGUGGAACAAGGAAACUAGGUGAUCUCAAAACACAAGAAGAUUCAGAACAUAACCCUUCAGACAAACUGAAUUUGAGCCACAACUCUCAGUUGCAUCUACGCUAUAGAAUUAAUGCAGUCUGACACCACUUUAAGUGUUGUGGCUCAAUGCUAUAGA